GUGCAAGGGUUCGGCUGUGCCCUCCGACAGCCAGGCCCGCGAGAAGCUGACUUGGGAUGCCCCACCCCUCCACAAAGAUGACUGUCCCCUCUGCCCAGCCUCUGGGUCAUUUUGGAGAAGAGGCUCUUCUGGCCGCAAGGUGGUUGGCGCUGUAUGUCUAUGAGUACCUGCUGCACAUCGGUGCCCAGAAGUCAGCCCAGACCUUCCUGUCUGAGAUCCGAUGGGAGAAGAACAUCACGCUGGGGGAGCCCCCCGGGUUCCUGCACUCCUGGUGGUGCGUCUUCUGGGACCUGUACUGCGCAGCGCCUGACCGAAGAGAGGCCUGCGAGCACUCCGGCGAGGCCAAGGCCUUCCAGGACUAUAGCGCUGCAGCCGCCCCCAGCCCUGUGAUGGGGAGUAUGGCCCCAGGUGACGCAAUGGCCGCAGGCCCCACGGCAGCUGGCUUCUUCCAGGGCCCCCCCGGCUCCCAGCCAUCCCCCCACAACCCCAACGCCCCCGUGAUGGGGCCUUACGGUCAGCCCUUCAUGUCACUGCGCUUCCUAGGGGGCCCCCGGCCCACCCUGCGGAUGCUGAGUCAGCCUCCCGCAGGCCUCCCCGGCUCCCAGCCCCUCCUCCCUGGCACCAUGGAGCCCUCCCCACGAGCCCAGGGGCAUCCGAGCAUGGGCGGCCCAAUGCAGAGGGUGACGCCUCCUCGCGGCAUUGCCAGCGUGGGGCCCCAGAGCUAUGGAGGUGGCAUGCGACCCCCACCCAACUCCCUUGCAGGCCCAGGCCUGCCUGCCAUGAACAUGGGCCCAGGAGUUCGUGGCCCGUGGGCCAGCCCCAGUGAAAACUCGAUCCCCUACUCCUCCUCAUCCCCUGGCAGCUACACGGGACCCCCAGGAGGAGGUGGGCCCCCUGGAACACCUAUCAUGCCUAGCCCUGGAGAUUCUACCAACUCCAGUGAAAACAUGUACACUAUCAUGAACCCCAUCGGGCCGGGUGCCGGCAGGGCUAAUUUCCCGCUCGGCACUGGCCCGGAGGGCCCCAUGGCCGCCAUGAGCGCGAUGGAGCCUCACCACGUAAGCGGAUCCCUGGGCUCGGGUGACAUGGACGGGUUGCGGAAGAGCUCCCCCGGUGCCGUGGCCGGCCUGAGCAACGCCCCGGGCACCCCGCGGGACGACGGCGAGAUGGCGGCCACCGGGACCUUCCUGCACCUGUUCCCGAGCGAAAGCGUAAGCGACUGCUUCGACUCCCCCCCGCCUGGGGCGGCGUCGGGCCGGAGGGGCCUGGCGGGCAGGCCCCGGCGGGGCGGCCGGGGGGCCAGAGCAAGACCGUGACCGCGGCGGGCCAGUACUCGCCAGGCAUGACCAUGAGUGUGUGAUGGGGCGGCAGC
This is a messenger RNA of Pan troglodytes (chimpanzee), 1372 nucleotides long. Its product is annotated as single-stranded DNA-binding protein 4-like. NCBI's taxonomy places the organism in Eukaryota, Metazoa, Chordata, Mammalia, Primates, Hominidae. Gene Ontology annotation, molecular function: protein binding; single-stranded DNA binding. Gene Ontology annotation, biological process: positive regulation of transcription by RNA polymerase II. Gene Ontology annotation, cellular component: nucleus. The record is from RefSeq and is a predicted model, not a curated record.